Messenger RNA from Ostertagia ostertagi, 936 nucleotides. The record is from the annotation of a GenBank genome assembly. Lineage: Eukaryota; Metazoa; Nematoda; Chromadorea; Rhabditida; Trichostrongylidae.
AUGAUGUUCCUCGCAAUCUUUCUUCUCUUACCCAUGACUGGGUUCUCAGGAUUUAUUUCGAGAGAAGAAAAUAUAAGGUUAAAAGCUAACUGUGGCGCACAUCGUCUACACGCAGGACCGAUAGCGAAAUCCAUGCCUGGUCAGCUAGUCGAAAGGAAUGAAUUCCCGUGGAUAGCAGCGAUUUCGCAUGGUUCUCUGCUAGGAAAAAAGACCUCCGGUUGCAGUGGUGUACAAAUCUCCAGUCGACAUAUUCUGACCGCUGCUCAUUGCGUUGUAGAGGAAAAACCAGAUAUCAAAGAAAGAUGUAAAGAAGUGAAGAAGCACAAAAAUUGGAGUCCGGCUGAACUGGCGAACUUUCUCUACACGGAAGUGCCUCCACAAAAAUUUACCAUCAACAUCAGUAGCUCAUGUGAAAGGCCAGAACUCUGUGACAACAGUGAAGUUGUAUUCAGGAUCACAAAACCCCCCCGUAUACACGAAAAGUACUAUCCGUGCGAUUUGCAAUAUGACAACGAUCUGGCGAUUAUUGAACUCGACAGUGACAUAAAGUCAACAGUAGGUACACCAGUCUGUAUGCCACAAAAGAACGAAAAGUUGAGACGAAACCUGAUUGCAGCCGGAUAUGGAGAUGAUUAUCUGAACCAUCCCACACCCAAACGCUUUCUAUUGAAUAGGCUGCAGAUGAUCAAUAUAGACUCGGAAGAUGUGCAAGAAAAAAAUUCGAAGAUUGUAGUAUCACAUGCCAUCAAAUCUUUGUGCAGGGGCGAUAGUGGCGGACCUUUGCUUCAGCUUGAUCGGAAAGGAAGGUACACUGUCAUUGGGGUAUUCAGCGUAUUACUGCCAUACUGUGACAGUCCGGUGCUCGACGGAGACAAGAGAUUAAACUUCUUCAUUGAUGUAAGGGAGCAUUUGCUUUGGAUUUGCAUGUACACAGGU